UUUUUAGAAAAGCAAUUAAUUAUUUUGAAUUUUGUAGAUUUUUUUUUAUUUUUAUUUUUAAUUUUUCAUAUAUAUUGAAUUAAGUAGUAGUAAGCGAAUUCUAUGGCGGAUUUGGGUUGGUUAAAAGCAAGAAGUUAGGGUUUUUGAUUCUUCGGGUUUUCAGAUUCCUUUCAAGUCAAAGCAAAGCAAUCGCCUUUUCGUCCAUAUCUUUUUGACGACUUAAAAAAGUUCUUGCUGUGUUGUUUUACUCAGCCAUCUUGCCUGCGCUUGAUCAUCUAUUUUGUUCUUCUCUGCCUUUCAACUAAGGCAGAGUUUGAACUAAAACUGAGAUGGAUGUCGGUGCACUUCUAACUUCUGCUGGGAUUAAUGUAGCCAUAUGCGUUGUGCUUGUGUCGCUUUAUUCCAUUCUACGAAAGCAGCCAGCCAAUUAUUGUGUUUACUUUGGCCGAAUGCUCUCUAGCGGAAGAGUUAAACGUCAUGAUCCUCAUUGGUAUGAGAGGUUUGCGCCUUCUCCAAGUUGGCUCCUUAAAGCUUGGGAAACUACUGAGGACGAGAUGUUGGCUGCUGCUGGUCUCGAUGCUGUCGUUCUCAUCAGGAUGGUCAUUUGCAGCAUUCGUAUUUUCUCAAUCGUUGCAGUCGUUUGCAUUGCCUUCGUGCUACCUGUUAACUAUUAUGGACAAAAGUUGGAGCACAAGGAAGUCCAUUUGGAGUCAUUGGGAGUAUUCACAAUUGAGAACCUUCAUCAACGCUCACGAUGGCUGUGGGUUCAUUGUCUCUCAUUGUACAUCAUAUCCUCGGCAACUUGUGCUCUUCUUUACUUUGAGUAUAAAAAUAUAACCAAAAGGAGGCUUGCCCAUAUUGCUGAAUCUGCCUCUAAGCCAAGCCAUUUUACUGUUCUUAUUCGUGCUAUUCCUGAGUCUCCUGAGCAAUCCUACAGCGAGACAGUGAGCAAAUACUUCACAAACUACUAUGCACCAAGCUAUGUGUCGCACCUAAUGGUCUACCGUGAUGGGUUCAUCCAGAGGCUGAGGAAUGAAACGGAGAGGAUGUGUCAGGCCAUGAAACAUGUUUCUUCUGAUUUAAGUUGUAACCCGAGCUUGAAGUCAUGCACCUUUUGUGGACCUGCAGCCACAAAUUCUUUUCAAAUCCUCGCUAACGAGGCAGACAGUGUGAAAACGCUGGAGCUUGGUGAGUUGACUUUGGCUACGACGGAGGAAGAACGUCCCGUUGCUUUUGUGUUUUUCAAGAGUCGUUAUGAUGCUCUUGUUGUUUCGGAGGUUCUUCAAACACCAAAUCCUAUGUUAUGGGUGGCAGACUUAGCUCCAGAGCCUCAUGAUGUUCAUUGGAGGAAUCUCAGAAUACCUUAUCGGCAACUUUGGAUGCGAAGAAUAGCAACCCUUGUUGGUGCUAUUGCCUUCAUGUUUGUGUUUCUUUUUCCUGUUGCCUUUGUNAAGCAAAGCAAUCGCCUUUUCGUCCAUAUCACUCCCUAA
Camelina sativa (false flax) is the source of this 1490-nucleotide messenger RNA. The record is from RefSeq and is a predicted model, not a curated record. Lineage: Eukaryota; Viridiplantae; Streptophyta; Magnoliopsida; Brassicales; Brassicaceae.